GUUUCAUCUGUGCUCAGGGCAGUAUGUUGGGCCCUCUGUGGCAUGUGGGGCUUUGGUUUGAUGGUUAAGCUUUACGGAUUACAAUUAGGUAGAAUUGUUGGAACACUCUGGUCUGAGUGGAGUACUUUUAUUUUCAGAAAGCAGUAACCACUUAUUAAAGUAACUCUAUGUAUUCAAGCAAAUCAUGUGUUACAACUUCCUAAAUGGAUAAAAUGUGGAGGAUAUUUCGAACGACGUAUAAAACUAACCAAAAGCUUUUCUGUAAGACAUUGAUAUGCAAUUUUGCGGACCAGUGUAAAUCAUGUAUACAGUUAACAACGAAAUGUCAUUAUGGAUCCAGUACUACUGAUACCAGCAGAGGAAAUAUUCAAGUGUAUUAUGGAGCGUUAACACCUCAGAUUCGUGCAGUGAAAAUUUUCUCUUUAAUGUCCAGUGUAGCUGGCUUGGCGUCGCAGCCAAUUCUUAUACAUCAAAUGCCAAACUUGGGAACGCCUAUUGUAGUAACCCUCUUGGGUUUUGUGGGUUUAUUUACCUACGUCACCCCAUUUUUGCUUCAUAUGGUUACAAAGAAAUAUGUUACUUACAUAUAUUUCAAUUCAAACACUGGAAAGUAUUCUGCAGUUUGUUUAAAUUUCUUCCUCAGAGAAAAAACGAUUACUUUUACAACAGAUGAUAUUAUUGUACCAGAUGUACCAGGAAUGUUUACAUCUUUCCUAGUUAAGGGAUCACCUCUAUUUGUGGAUUCACGGCUGUUUGAUGAUCCUGGACAUUAUGCAAAGAUGAUGGGCUAUGACAAACCAAUAGACUUUAAGCUCAGUAAUGUCUCCCCCAAGAAGAUUAAUUCUGAUGGAAAGAAAGAUACAUCUUAGCAGUCUGCAAGAAAUAACUUCAUAAGACAAGAAAUGAUUGCAAGCUUAGGACAAGUAAAUCCAUGAAAAUAGUGUAAAGUGUACACUUAAUUGUUUCACAGGUCUCCAUAUGUAAUAUUGAAGUUGAAUGCAGAAAACAUACAUAUAGGCUGUUUUAAUCAUUUAUUUUGCAGCAUGUUUUCAUUAUGUACAACAGAUCUAUGUAAAGAGAUAAUUUGUAUGUACAAAUAAAUGAGUGACUAUGCAGUGCAA
Zootermopsis nevadensis is the source of this 1121-nucleotide messenger RNA. RefSeq names its product transmembrane protein 70 homolog, mitochondrial. Gene Ontology annotation, biological process: mitochondrial proton-transporting ATP synthase complex assembly. Lineage: Eukaryota; Metazoa; Arthropoda; Insecta; Blattodea; Termopsidae. Gene Ontology annotation, cellular component: mitochondrial membrane. The record is from RefSeq and is a predicted model, not a curated record.